Molecule: messenger RNA, 614 nt
Organism: Osmia bicornis bicornis
Lineage: Eukaryota; Metazoa; Arthropoda; Insecta; Hymenoptera; Megachilidae
Product: ubiquitin carboxyl-terminal hydrolase 14-like
Biological process (GO): protein deubiquitination; regulation of proteasomal protein catabolic process; proteasome-mediated ubiquitin-dependent protein catabolic process
Molecular function (GO): proteasome binding; cysteine-type deubiquitinase activity
Source: RefSeq, a predicted model, not a curated record
AUGCCUGUACUCAAAUUAGAUACCAAUGACGAUCAAGAAGCAGCAGUGGUUUUUCCUUUUUUUUUUUAUGUUGCUUGGGUUCGUCAAAACAGUGAUACUUGGUUAAAGUGUGAUGAUGAAACUGUUAGCGCUGUAACUAGUGAGAAGUAUAAACUUAGCGGUGGUGGUGACUCAUGCGCAUACGUUCUUUUAUAUGGUCCAAAAAUUUUAGAAGUACCUGAUACAGAUAACAAUGAGGAUUCAGUACCAAGUAACUCGAUUUAAAAGACUAAAGUAACUGAAACAAAUUUCUACUCUGCAUCUAUUAGCAAAAAAUGCAUUUCCUUUUUUUUUAUACCGUUGAACAUCCUAAUAUAAUUUUAAUGUUAUAAUAUUAUACUAUUUGCAAAAUUGGUGUCAGUUAUUUACUACCUACCGAAUCAUAAAGAUGUACAUACAUUACAUACAUAAUCGGCUGAUAUGCAAUUGCAGAACUAUGCAUUCAUUGAUUCUAUACGCUUAAACAAAAAAAAAACAAAAAUGGUAUAUGAAGUCUGUAGAAAUACAAAUGAUAGAGUAUUGUAAACCAUUAAAAUGUUUUUUUUUUUUAUAAUAAUACAAUAAAAUUACAACUG